Puccinia triticina is the source of this 2673-nucleotide messenger RNA. RefSeq lists its product as uncharacterized. The transcript is spliced from 6 exons. Gene Ontology annotation, molecular function: calcium channel activity; calcium ion binding. Gene Ontology annotation, biological process: calcium ion transmembrane transport; intracellular calcium ion homeostasis. The record is from RefSeq and is a predicted model, not a curated record. Gene Ontology annotation, cellular component: membrane. NCBI's taxonomy places the organism in Eukaryota, Fungi, Basidiomycota, Pucciniomycetes, Pucciniales, Pucciniaceae. The coding region runs from base 1 to 2673 and encodes 890 amino acids.
AUGUCGGCCAGCCAGUCGAACCCAGCAGCAUCAUACCCAUCCAUCACAAGCGAAUCCCAACCCCCCCAGUACCUCAGCGGAUCCCAGUGGAAGAUCACCCACGAGCCAAGCGAACUGCCCCGGAGAGCCUCGCUCGACAUCGAAGAACUAGACACUCACCCCCAUCCCUAUCUCUCAGCCGAACACAAACAGCCAGCCCCCGCCCACGAGGACCACCACAGCGAGACGGACGCAGAAGGACAGAGCUACGAUGACUGUAAGCAAACAACACCACUCAAUCCCCAACCCACACUGACGAACACACACACACACACAGACGACUGGGACAACGACGACGACCUCGAGGGCGACGUGCGCUUUGCAGACCUCAACGACGACAAGCACCCCGCCCAGCACCACCGUCGACGCACCCUCUCCCGCCGAUUCUCUCCCUACAGCAUCGUCAAGCUCCUGAUCACCACCUUUAUCGGAAACAUCCUCCUGAGUCUGUUGUGCAUCAUCCCGCCCCUCGUCCUCAGGUUCACGGGGUACUACCAGUCCGGGGACAGCCCAGAAGCGCACAACACGCGCUUCAUCUACGACAACGUCGCUGCCUGGCUGUUCUGGGCAGCCUACAACAUCCUCGCCAGCUGGGUCCUCAGCUUCCUCACCGAGCUCAUCCCCCGCGCGAUCGUCCUGUUGGUCGGCGUGGUGUGGGGAGACGUCAACGAGACGAUCAAGGGCCGCGUCGAGACCUUCCACACCGCCAAGCCCUGGAUCAAAGUCAUCUUUUACUCGGCCAUGUGCUGGGGCUCCUGGGAAGUCAUCUUCAACGGCAUCUAUCACCUCUACGCCCUCACCGACACCGGCCACUACCGCGCCCCGUACACCGAAACCAUCCACAUCAUCGUCGAACUGCUGUUCUUCUUCAUGCUCAUCCUGUCCUUAGAAAAACUACUGCUACUCACCAUCAGUAUGAAUUUCCAUCAAGUGGCCUACGCAGAUCGCAUCCAGAAAAUCACCCGAACCUUCGCAGUGAUCGAUGCCUUGAAAGAUUACCGUCCGAAACGCAAAUCGUUCCCGCUGGCGCCCAACAGUCGCCGGCCGUCCGGGGCGAUCCUGACGAUGAAAGGGCUUGCGGGCAAGAAGGCGGCCCAAGAGCCGGCGACGGCCAAGAAGAGCAGAUGGUGGUCUCGCAGCCGGGAGCCCCAGCAGGAGACGGGCGACAAGGAGAAGGUGGAUUACGAAGCCCAGAUGCACGAGACGGACCGGUUCAACACCGAGUACCAGAAGGAUCUGCCCUCCCCGCACCAGCAAAACAAGCGAUCCUCACGCCUGAUGCGCCGCAACUCGCAGACGACGUUCGCCGCGCUGGCCCAGCGGGGCGCCUCGGCAGCCAAGAUCGCCCGCGCGGCGAUGAAGGACCCGGUGUCCGUCGUCGGCAAGAAGUCCGGGCUCAAGCUGGACGUCAACAACCCCGCGGAGGCCCGCAAGCUGGCCCGGAAGAUCUACUUCGGCUUCAAGGCGGACUCGGCCCGGACCUACCUGGUGCCCUCGGACUUCUACCCGGCCUUCCCGACGCACGAGCUUGCCAAGGAGGCCUUCUCGAUCUUCGACUCGGACGGCAACGGGGACAUCAGCCGGACGGAGGUGAAGAACGAGAUUUUCCGGGCCUACAAGGAGCGCCGGGCGCUGGCCAACUCGCUCCAGGACGUCGGCCAUGCGAUCGGCCGACUGGACCGGAUCAUGAUGGCCAUGGCCGGGAUCGUGUUCGUGUUCAUUGCGCUGUCGAUCGUCGGGAUCGACUACUCCAAGGCGCUCACCUCCGUCUACACCGUCGGCAUCGCCGCGGCGUUUAUCUUCAAGGAGACUGCGGGCAACGUGUUUGAUGCGAUCAUCAUGGUCUUCUGCACCCAUCCCUACGACACGGGGGACCGGGUGAUCAUGGACAACGACGGGGUGGACGAGGUGCUGGUGGUGAAGCGGAUGGGCCUGCUGGUGACGGUGUUCCUACGCUGGGACGGCACGGAAUGGUUUGCGCCCAACUCGCUGCUGGGCCAGAAGUUCAUCAUCAACCUGCGCCGGAGCUCGAACCAGUUCGAGAAUGCGACGGUGCAGUUCGGCUGGGAGACCCCGCUGGAGAAGCUGGACGCGCUGGAGGAGAAGAUGAACCUGUGGCUGCAGACGGACGAGCAGCGCCGCUUCGAGCCCGGCACGGCCUGCGUCAUCCAGAGCCUCGUCAACCAGCAGUACAUGGAGAUCACCCUCGGCAUGACCCAUCGCGAGAACUGGCAGGACUGGGGCGGGCGGUGGAACAGGCGGACGGCGUUCCAUGCGGCCCUGAACCACUACUCGCGCGAGCUCGGCAUCAGCUUCUUCAACCCCGAGCAGCCCGUCCAUCUCGCCAACCCGGCCGCGUUCAAGGAGCACCUCCUCAACCCUGCUCCCCCCGAGCAGGAGCAGGAGCAGGAGGAAGAAGAAGACGAACAGGCCGACGACGAGCCCGACUACUUCUCCCACCCCCUUCCCGCCGCCGACGACGACAACCGCUCCAGGAACCCGCCCUCCGUCCGCUCCGCCCAGCCCGUCCGCAUGCCCGAGGCCCUCGGCUUCUCCGCCCCGCCCGAGGCCGGAACCGGCAUGCGCAAGCGCAAGAAGCUCUCCAAGAAGAAGGCCAUGCUCGGCGACGCGUGA